Molecule: messenger RNA, 2526 nt
Organism: Panicum virgatum (switchgrass)
Lineage: Eukaryota; Viridiplantae; Streptophyta; Magnoliopsida; Poales; Poaceae
Product: zinc finger MYM-type protein 1-like
Exons: 3
Coding region: 1-2460 (819 amino acids)
Molecular function (GO): protein dimerization activity
Source: RefSeq, a predicted model, not a curated record
AUGGAUAGGUUUAUUAUAAAAGAAUCGCAAGUGGUCCUCGAUAAUCCAACUAUUGAUCAAGGUCCUGCACCCGCUAGUACGGUUGACAAUGAUAUUAUAGUAGAUGGUCAUGCAGCAGAGACUGAAAAUAAUAUUGCGGGUCAGGAAGCUCCUGCUGAUAACACAAACAUGCAAACGGAUAAUGACGGUGAUAAUUUGAAUACUUCUCCCAUUGCAGAUGAUGAUGAUUCUUUUCAGCCUGAUAUAUUUGAUCCAAGAUAUAGGGAUUCCCUUGAUUCUAAACAAGUUGACAUUUUAGCAAAAGAAGGCCCUAAAAGAGACCCAUUAUUUCAAAAAGGUCCUAAGGAUAGGUAUGGGAGAAGGUUUUCUGCACGUUUCUAUACAAGAAUUCUUCCAAAUAGAGAGCAUUGUGAUAGGGAUUGGCUUGUCUAUUCUAAGAAACUCGAUAGAGUAUUUUGCUUUGGUUGUAAAUUAUUUACAAAAGGGUACCGUAAAGGCCAGUUAGCAAAUGAGGGGUUCAAUGAUUGGAUACAUCUUGGUAUUAGACUUAAGGAGCAUGAGACAAGUGCAGAUCAUGUUUUGAAUAUGACCAAUUGGUAUGAGUUGCGUAGUAGAUUGCAAAAGAAUCAAACUAUUGAUAAAACUGCUCAGCGGCAACUUGAGAAAGAAAAGGACCAUUGGAGAAAAGUUUUGUUCAGAAUUGUUGGCAUUGUAAAAUUUCUUGCCAAGCAUAAUCUAGCAUUUCAUGGUAGUAACAGUAAACUGUACGAUGAUAGCAAUGGGAUUUUUUUGGGUUUGAUAGAGAUGUUGGCUGAAUUUGACCCAGUUAUUCAAGAGCAUGUUCGUCGUAUUACAAAUGAAGAAACUCAGGUUCAUUAUCUUGGUCCUAGGAUUCAAAAUGAGUUGAUACACAUGCUUGCUGCUGCUAUUAAGUCUGAAAUUAUUAAGAAAAUAAAGAGUGCAAAGUACUUCUCUGUCAUACUUGAUUGUACCCCUGAUGCAAGCCACCAAGAACAAAUGUCUUUAAUUAUAAGAUAUGUGGAUGUAUCUUCAAGUCGUGUUUGCAUUGAAGAAUCUUUUCUAGGAUUCUUAGAAGUAAAUGAUACGACUGGACAAGGACUUUUUGAUGCAAUACAGAAUGAGCUAAAGCAACUUGAUCUUGAUAUAGAUAAUGUGAGAGGACAAGGCUAUGAUAAUGGAUCAAAUAUGAAAGGAUGCAAUAAAGGGGUAAAAACAAAAUUCUUGGAGGUAAAUCCAAGAGCUUUCUAUUUUGCUUGUGGUUGUCAUAGCCUUAAUCUAGCACUUUGUGACAUGGCCAAGAAUUGUGGUAGAGCUAAAGAUUUUUUUGGGAUCAUCCAGCGCAUCUACACAACCUUUGCUAAUUCUACUAAGAAAUGGCAAAUUCUAAAAGAUAACAUAACAAGAUGGACUCUCAAAUCAGUAUCAGCUACACGUUGGGAGAGUUGUGUUGAAAGUGUUAAAGCUAUUAGAUUUCAGUGUGCAGACAUUCGAGAAGCUCUACUUCAAGUAUCUGAUGUUGAGAAUGAUGUGAAAACAAGCAGUGAGGCUAAAGGUUUAGCAAAUAAUGAACUUGGGGAGUAUGAAUUUAUAGUGGCAAUGGUCAUUUGGUAUGAAGUAUUAUAUGCUAUUAAUUUAGUAAGCAAAAGUUUACAAACAAAGGAUAUGCUUAUAGAUGUUGCUAUCGAGAAAGUGCAAGGGCAAAUUUCUUUCUUCAAAAGGUACAGAGAAACAGGUUUCUUAGAGGCACUGGAGGUAGCUAAAGGAAUUGCCUUUGACAUGGAUAUUGGUACAACCUUUCGUAAGAAACGUGAAAUUAAAAGAAAGAGGCAAUUUGAUGAGAACCCAGAUGAAACAAAUGCAGCUUCCACUCAGUCUGCAGAGGAAUCAUUUAGAAUCAACUAUUUUCUAUCCAUUGUUGAUCAAGCUAUUACCUCCCUUACAACAAGAUUUGAACAAUAUCAGGGGUAUCAGAAAAAUUUUGGCUUCCUAUUUACUUCUGACACAUUGCAGUCAUUGGAUAACAAUAGUUUGAAAUCUUCUUGUGAAAAUCUUGAGACUGUCCUUACAAGUGAUGGAAAAUCUGAUAUUGAUGCUAAUGAACUGUAUUUGGAGUUAAAGUUUCUUCAAGAUUUCAUUCCUAGAGAAAGUAUGGGCCCUGUUGAAAUUUUGAAGUUUUUGAAGCGACAUGGUUGCUUUCCCAAUACAACUAUCGCUUAUAGAGUUCUAUUGACCAUUCCUGUGACUGUUGCAUCAGCAGAACAAAGCUUUUCAAAAUUGAAGCUACUGAAGUCUUACUUGUGUUCUACAAUGACGCAAGAAAGGCUUAAUGAUUUGGCCAUGAUAGCACUUGAGAGUGAUAUAUUGGAAAAGAUUGAUUAUGAGUCUAUCAUUGAAAAUUUCAUUUCAAGAAAUACGAAAAGAAUGAUGCUAUUCAAGUAAAGAUUAUGCAGGCAAGAUUAAAUAGACAUUUGUACAGGGCCUCCAUUUUUGUCGGGACGGCCCUGU